GGCAUGUAAUUUCAUUGUGAAAGAGCACCAUGACAAAUCAAGUUAUUCUUUCCCAGCAGCCUGAGACCCUUCGGCCGGUGCCGCUCUGAGCGGAGAUGGAGGGUUCACCGUCCACUGCCGGCCCCCGCCCCGUGGGGCUCAGCUAUGCCGUGGGGGCUUCACAACUGCUGGGCGUGGCGGUCCUGGCCGUGGUGGGGGCCUGGAUGGGGCACUUCCGAGGGGGCCUGGCCUGGGAGAGCCCCCAGCUCCAGUUCAACGUCCACCCGCUCUGCAUGAUCCUCGGGAUGGUCUUCCUUCAGGGGGACGCCCUCCUGGUCUACCGCGUCUUCAGGACUGAGAGCAAGCGGGCCACCAAGGUUCUCCAUGGCCUCCUCCAUGGGCUGGCCCUCCUCGUGGCGCUGGUGGGGCUGGUGGCCGUCUUCCAGUACCACAAGAAGAACGGCUUCCCGGACCUCUACAGCCUCCACAGCUGGUGUGGCAUCCUGGCCGUUGCCUUCUACGUCCUUCAGUGGCUGAUGGGCCUGGGGGCCUUCCUCUUCCCCGGGGCCUCCUUCUCGUUGCGCAGCCGCUACAAGCCGCAGCACGCCUUCUUCGGGGCUGCCCUCUUCCUGCUCUCCAUUGCCACCGCCCUCCUGGGCAUCCUGGAGCUCCUCCUCUUCAAGAUCAAGGACACCUACAGUGCCUUUGCCCCCGAGGGUCUCCUGGGCAACGCCUUGGGGCUCCUGCUGGUGGGCUUUGGGGCCCUCCUGGGCUACAUCCUGACGCGGGAGGAGUGGCGGCGGCCCCUGCAGGGCGAGGAGAUGGCCCUCUCCAUGGACUUCAAGAAACUACCGGAGGAGGAGGAGGGGGGAGGGGGCAGCCCCGUGGACCCCCGCUGAGCCCCCCCUCCACUGCCUGGCUUGUCUGUGUCCGUCUGCAGUCGGUGUCCCCCUCCCUCCUGUGCCUCUGCCCCCUCCCCCUUUCCAGCCACUGAAACAGGAGCAGCAGCAUUAUGAGGGGACUCUCCUGCCUUUCCCUGAAAUGAUGGGGUUGUGGGGGGAGGGGAUAUCUUGCCAUCUUCCCUGGGGGGCAAAAGGGUGGGAGGCUUCCUUCCAAGGGACUCCCUGCUCAGACAGGAGAAGUCCUUUGGCCACUGCACUUGCCUGGUGUCAUGGAGGAGAGGAGAGGUGUGUGUGAUCUCUUCCUAAGUGGGGGGUCCCUUCACACCACAAAAGGGGGUCCCUUGGGGGGGGAAGGCAAGAGAGGUUGGCAAUCGCUGGCCUUGUGGCUGCCAUGGGCCCAAAACCCAUAGUAGGAAGAGACUGAAAGGGCCAUCCCAUCCAGCCCCUUCCUGCCUCCCCCCCCCCCCGUGUUCAUUAGGCCU
Molecule: messenger RNA, 1363 nt
Organism: Anolis sagrei ordinatus
Lineage: Eukaryota; Metazoa; Chordata; Lepidosauria; Squamata; Anolidae
Source: RefSeq, a predicted model, not a curated record